AUAUAUUUGUGGGGAAAUUCGUCAAGAAGGAGAAAAUGUGUCUUAUUCGAAUAAAAUAACUUUUUUUACUGAAUUAAUUAAAAUAGUCGAAGCAGCGAAAUCUAGUAAUCUGACUUUGUUUGAUAAAAUAUAUAAUAUUUUAAAUGCUGAGAAAGAAAAGAAUAAAAGUCUAAAUGCUGAAAUUGAGAAGCUUAGAAGCGAAUUAGAACAAAAAAAGAGGAAGUACAAAGAAGAUUUUAAAAGAAUUCAUGAUGCACAUCAAGAUGCGAUGAGGGUUCAAUUAAAUGAAUUUAAUGGUUUACGAGAUGAAAAUAAUAAUUUACGAUAUUGGAUUACAGUUUUAGAAACUGGUAUUGAAUUGUUACAAGAAACGACAGGAUGA
Messenger RNA from Dentiscutata erythropus, 382 nucleotides. The record is from the annotation of a GenBank genome assembly. NCBI's taxonomy places the organism in Eukaryota, Fungi, Glomeromycota, Glomeromycetes, Diversisporales, Gigasporaceae.